Cokeromyces recurvatus is the source of this 518-nucleotide messenger RNA. RefSeq lists its product as uncharacterized. NCBI's taxonomy places the organism in Eukaryota, Fungi, Mucoromycota, Mucoromycetes, Mucorales, Mucoraceae. The record is from RefSeq and is a predicted model, not a curated record. The transcript has 5 exons. Bases 32 to 460 code for a protein of 142 amino acids.
GAAGCUUUCCUUUAGUAAAAAAGUAAUUAUAAUGUCCCGUUGGUUUCAAAAAGAGAUUCGUUUGAAUGAACGAAGGAGAGGUUGUCAUCUUGUUCAUAGUGAAAUUGUCAAUCAAAUACCUGAAUUAAAGAAUUUUAAAGUUGGCAUGGCAAACUUUUUCUUAAAGCAUACCUCUGCUUCUUUGAUGAUUAACGAGAAUUAUGAUUCUGAUGUACAAAAGGAUAUGGAAAUGGGGUUAAAUAAGAUUGUGCCCGAGUCCUUUCCUUAUAUUCAUACAGCCGAAGGGCCUGAUGAUAUGCCUGGACAUCUAAAAUCUGGUAUUGUUGGUGUAUCUUUAAAUGUUCCUAUCACAAAUGGUAAACUUAACUUGGGAACAUGGCAAGGUAUUUAUCUUUGUGAACAUCGUAAUUCUGGUGGUUCACGUCGUCUUGUAAUUACAUUACAAGGUCAAGAGAAAUAAAUAAAUAUAAAUAUAUAAUAAUUACAAUAAUAAAAAAAAAAUAAAGGCAAUGUACAUG